Molecule: messenger RNA, 3037 nt
Organism: Cynoglossus semilaevis (tongue sole)
Lineage: Eukaryota; Metazoa; Chordata; Actinopteri; Pleuronectiformes; Cynoglossidae
Gene: gpc3
Product: glypican 3
Biological process (GO): cell migration; regulation of protein localization to membrane; positive regulation of canonical Wnt signaling pathway
Cellular component (GO): plasma membrane; cell surface; extracellular region
Source: RefSeq, a predicted model, not a curated record
AUGGCUGCGCAUGUGCAGACAGGAUUCAGGAAGACGUUCACAAAACGAACCGGUUGGCGCCGGUUGAAAAUUGCAUUCAAACAAAAUUAGUGUUAAAAGUGUCGCUGAAAAGAUAAGAAGACAUGAUAAAAAACAACACGGUUUUAUUUUUUUAAUCAAAUCUUUAAACGGUGUUGUUCACAUUUUUCCACGGUGACACUUUUCACUUUUCCACGGUAAAUCAACAACGACGGAGCUCUUUAGCUUAAACGGCUAUUAGCAUCAGUGGUGGACGGACUCGUGAUGGACCUGUCGACACGAAGUGCUUCAUGAACAUUUUUAUGGACUGACUUUCAGACGCUCUAAAGGCUGAUUAUUUUUGAAGAAUGAACUACACAACGAUCAAUGGACGACUGCUCGGAGUGCACCUCCUCACGUCAGCUCCUGCAGCCACACACAGCCAGUGUAUCGGCUCACAUCACCACUCCGACAACAGAGGGGUGAGGAGAGGAGAGAGAGAGAGAGAAGGGGGAGAGAGAGAGAGAGGGACCGUCAUCCCUCUGUAUGCGCAGGUUUUCCGGCGUGGCGUGUGUCUUUGCGUGGAGCGUGUGUGCGCGCACUCGCAGCCCCGAGUCAGUUGCAGAGACGCAGCCCGUAAGUUCAGCAGAGGAGCUUUUUAAGAACCGCAGCUUUCCAGGUACCAACUGGUGAAGAGAGGACGGAACGGAGACUGCAGACCCAGCUGCCGGACUCACCGACUCUCCUCGACAGCGCAGCCUGCAGGAUUCGCCUCAAACUUCCAAAAUUAUUUUUUAAGUUGAAAUUAGAGUUUUUUAACGCAGUACUUCUGCAAAGUACUGUCUCUCUUUUUUUGUGGCUAUGGUUCUCUCAUCGCUCCACUGUGCACUUUUUGUGUGCGCCUUCUUCCAGCUGUUCCCUCUGCCCGGCGGACAGGUGCCAAACUGCCAGGAGGUGCGCACCAUGUUCCAGGCUCUGCACCCGGGAUCCAAGUGGGUCCCCGAGUCCCCGGUGUCAGGUUCAGAUCCGCAGGUUUGCCAAACCAAAGGUCCUACCUGCUGUUCCAAGAAGAUGGAGGAGCGUUAUCAAGUGGCCGCGCGCAGCAACAUGGAGUCGGGUCUGCAGGUCAUCAGUGCUCAGCUCAAACGGCUCAUCAUCCAGAACGCUGCCAUAUUCCAAGAGGCCUUUGACCUGGUCCUGCGUCACGGCCGUAACUCCACCCUGACCAUGCUGAAGUCGGAGUUCCCGAGCCUGGGCAGCGGAGCCCAGAGCUCCGUCGGUCAGCUCUUUCUGGACAUGGCGCACUACAUCCUGGGCUCAGAUUCAUCGGUGGACCACAUGGUGACGACGCUGUACGCGCGCCUCUUCCCCCUCGCAUACCGCCGCCUUCUGGGAGGCAGUCUGUCCUCCGUGUCGGAGGAGUGCGUGAGAGGAGCCUGGAAAGACUCGGGAGCAUUUGGCCCGUAUCCCAAACUCAUGAUGACCCGUCUGUCCCGCUCGCUCCUGGCCACGCGGGUCUUCCUGCAGGCGCUGAAUCUGGGCAUCGAGAUCAUCAACACCACGGAUCACCUGCGGCCCGGCCGGGACUGCAGCCGGGCCCUGCUCAGGCUGUGGUACUGCCCGUACUGCCAGGGCAUGCUGGGCCCCCCCCCCCCCCCCGGCGCCUGCUCUGGGCUUCUGAGGCUUCCCUCCAUCCUCAAGUUGGCCCUGAAGCACGCCGUGAACGCACGCACUCGCCUCAGCACCAUGGUGACUGGCAUGUGUGCUCACGCUCCUCAGCGGGCCGCUCGCUCCGUGCUCGCUCCUCCUCCUCCUCCUCAGCCUCCUGCCGCCUCUGCGGUCCACACCUCCCAGCCCUCGUCCUCAGAUCCCGAUGAGACUCUGGCCGGCCUUCGCAGGGAGUUCAUUUCCAACCUCAGGGGCUUCAGCUCCUUCUACAGUGGUCUGGGAGAAGCGUUGUGUAGCCGAGAGCCCCUAGCAGCCAACGACUCCCUCUGCUGGAAUGGGCAGGAGAUGACGGACAAGUUUUCUGGACCGUGCCUGAAGAGACUACACCCGGGUUCUGAGUCCAAAGGAAACAAACCUCCAGAACCCGUCAUCAGCCAGAUCAUAGACAAACUCAAACACAUGAACCAGUUGCUGCGGCUGGUGACGCUGUCCGAAAAGCGCUGGAGAGCCCGGGCCCGCGAAGCCGAUGGGCGGAGUGACGACGUGGAAGGGUUCCACAGCGGGGACUGUGACGACGAGGACGAGUGCACCGGGGUCUCCGGGCUGGGGCCCCCACCCAGACGCAAACGGUUACGGGUGUUUUCAGAUCUCGCCGACAACCUGCCCGUGGACGACUUCACCUUCCAGGAGCAGCUGCUGACGCCUGGGUUGUCCACAGCCGGCGUCGGCGGCGUCUCCUCUCCUGCCGCUCCUCUGUGGAGGAGCAGCCGUGUGCUCUCCCUGACGCUCCUGCUGCUCCUGCCUGGUCCCCACUGACUGCUGCUCCCUGAGACUGUACCCAGGGGUUCAGAACAACGUCGGGGGUGUGUGGGAUUCUUACGUUGGUUGGUUUGUAAAAUAUGGCCUAAACGGCCGAAUUUCUUUUCUUUCUUUUUUUCAGUUUUCUCAACUUUUUUUUUUGAAUGCUUUAACCUGGGAAAGGUUUGGGAGAGAAGAACAAACCACCAGUUAUGACUCAACUGUUUACAGCGUCCCAUUCACCUGAUCCCAGAUCUGUGGACAUGAAGACCAAGCUGGGAUGUGAUUGGUCUGCGCUGGUCCUGGUGACCACGCAAAGGUUGGGCUUAUAAAGUCCAGAAUCGAACCCACAACCCUCCAAGGUGUAAGACCAAGGCAUUAACCACUGAGCUCCAGUGACCUUUGACCCUGAGACUAAAACAAAAGAGAGAAAAAAAGUCCAAUAUUGUAAAUAGAACUCUCUGCUCCAUUAUUACUGCGAUGCUUACAAACUGGAACAAACUUUAGUCCCAACAGUCACUGGUCUUUUCACACAGACUUCUCUUCUUUUUUCUUCUUCUUCUCCUUCUUUCUC